This is a messenger RNA of Musa acuminata subsp. malaccensis (wild Malaysian banana), 1503 nucleotides long. RefSeq lists its product as uncharacterized. NCBI's taxonomy places the organism in Eukaryota, Viridiplantae, Streptophyta, Magnoliopsida, Zingiberales, Musaceae. The record is from RefSeq and is a predicted model, not a curated record.
AACGACUCUGGCUUCCUCCUCCACCUGCGCCCCCUUCAGAAGCCUACACUAAAGUAUCGCCAUUUGGUGCUCACCCGAGCAACAAUGGCGGACGUCGACCGUUGGGUGCCAACCCUGACCCCGGCCAACGCCGCAGGCCUCCGCCGCCUCUCGGCCCGCGCCGCCGCCAGCCCCCGCGCCUCCUCCUCCUUCCGCCGCCUCGGCCUCCUCUCCCUCCGCCCCCUCGCCGAGGCCGUCCUCUCCCACCUCCGCGCCGCUUCCGUCACCUUCCGCCCCGGCCUCUCCGAGCCGGAGCUCGCCCGGCUCGAGGCCGACCUCGCCUUCUCCUUCCCGCCCGACCUCCGUGCCCUCCUCGCCCUCGCUCUUCCCUCCGGCCCUGGCUUUCCGGACUGGCGCGCCCCCCGACCCACCCUCCUCCUGCGCCUCCCCCUAGCCGCUGCCGCCGUCCAGGUCGCCCGCGGUGCCCUCUGGCCCCGCUCCUGGGGCCACCGGCCAGCCGACGCCGCUCGCGCCCUUCGCCGCGCCCGUGCCGCUCUCCGCCACGCCCCGCUCCUCCUUCCCCUCUUCGGCCGCUGCUACCUCCCCUGCUCCCCGUCCCUCGCCGGGAACCCUGUUUUCUAUGUCGACGACGCCCGCGUUUUCUGCUGUGCCCUCGACCUUACCGACUUCUUCCAGCGCCACUCAGCCGUUCUCGGGCACCCGGAGCCCUCCUCGCCCCUCCGGAGUCUGGACGCCGCCUCCGCCGCCGGCAUGAGCCCUCGCUGGAUCGAAUUCUGGAGCGACGCUGCCUCCGACCACCGCCGCCGUAGCUCUUCUUCUUCGUCGUCGUCGUCCUCCUCCUCGUUCUCUUCCUCUGCUUCGGAGACAGCUUCCACGUCCUCGUCAUCGCCUCCGCCGGAUCCGAAGCGGUUCGUGGAGAUCCGGUCACCGAGGUUGCCGGACUGGGUCGGAAGCUACCUGGACCGCGUCGGAUCAGUCCUGAGGCAAGGUGGGUGGGGCGAAUCGGAAGUCAGGGAGAUGGUCCACGUUCCGGCAUCGCGGGUCUUCGCCGGCGGCGACGAGCUUGCCGCAACGGCCGAACUGGUCGACGCAGAUGCGGUGCUGGACGCGCUGCUUGUGAAGGCGGAUAGGUGCUCCGACUCGCUCCGCCGGGCUGGCUGGACCACCGACGAGGUCUCCGACGCGCUGGGGCUAGAUCUCCGGCGGCGGCGUGGGAAGGACCACCGCCCACCAGUGAAACUACCCCCAGGGAUCGCCCUUAAGCUCGCGAAGCUCGCGGAGGCGGUGGCCCGAUCCUGAGUGGCGGUGUCCAGAUACAAAAGCGCGUCUGCUUCUUUUCUUUUUGUUCUGUUUCUCGAGUGGCUUUUGCAACGUUCAAUUUAGUAUAAAGUUCGGGAGGGCGAUAUACAAGAGAGUGAAAGGGGGUAUAGCGUACUCAAUAUACAUAUGUCAGCUGUGUAUGUGAUCGUAAGUGGACAAUAAAAUGUUUCACGUUACGGAGUA